AGAGACAGAGAGACAGAGAGAGAGAGACAGAGAGACAGAGAGGGAGAGACUGCUGGGAAUGUGAGUGAGACCUGAGCCUGAGAGACACAGGGAAGAGACUGCGAGGAGGAGACACCAGAGACUCACAAUGGGCAGCAAGGAGCGUUACCAUUGGCAGACGCAGAAUGUGCGGCAGAGCGGAGUGGACGAUAUGGUUCUGCUCUCCAAGAUCACGGAGGAAGCCAUCGUGGACAACCUGAAAAAGAGAUACAUGGACGAUUACAUCUUUACAUAUAUUGGCCCUGUGCUGAUCUCUGUUAACCCCUUCAAGCAGCUGCCUUACUUCACCGACCGAGAGAUUGAGAUGUACCAGGGAGCGGCCCAAUAUGAGAACCCGCCCCACAUCUAUGCGCUGGCCGAUACCAUGUACCGUAACAUGCUGAUAGAUGGGGAGAACCAGUGUGUGAUCAUCAGUGGGGAGAGUGGAGCCGGGAAGACUGUGGCAGCCAAAUACAUCAUGGGCUACAUCUCCAAGGUUUCCGGUGGGGGCCCCAAAGUUCAGCACGUAAAGGACAUUAUUCUCAAAUCCAACCCCCUGCUGGAGGCAUUUGGCAACGCAAAGACUGUGAGGAACAACAACUCCAGCAGAUUUGGCAAAUACUUUGAGAUCCAGUUCAGUCGUGGGGGGGAGCCGGACGGAGGCAAAAUCUCCAACUUUCUCCUGGAGAAAUCGCGUGUUGUGAGUCAGAACUCAGGAGAGAGGAGCUUCCAUAUCUUCUACCAGGUACUAGAGGGGGCGUCAGCCGAGGAUAAGGAGAAUUUGGGGAUCACCUCCCCCGAUUACUAUUUCUACCUGAAUCAGUCGUCCGUGUAUCACGUGGAGGACGUAAGUGACAAAAAGGAGUUUGCAGAAACCAUGCUGGCCAUGAAUGUGGUGGGUCUGGACCCCGAUACUCAGACGUCGGUGCUACAGAUUGUGGCUGGAAUUCUACAUCUCGGGAACAUCACCUUUAGGGAGAAUGGGAACAACGCGGAGGUGGAGAGUCAGGAUUUCCUGGCGUUCCCUUCCUAUCUACUUGGCAUUGACCAGAUGCGGCUGCAGGAGAAGUUGACCAGCAGGAAGAUGGACAGUAAAUGGGGAGGGAAAUCGGAGGUGAUUGACGUGACGCUGAACGCAGAACAGGCCUGUUUCACCCGCGAUGCUCUGGCCAAAGCUCUGUACAGUCGCCUCUUCGAUUACCUGGUGGAGGCCAUUAAUAAAGCAAUGAGGAAGGAGGCUGAGGAGUACAAUAUCGGGGUGCUGGACAUAUACGGCUUUGAGAUAUUCCAGAAAAACGGCUUUGAGCAAUUCUGCAUAAACUUUGUGAAUGAGAAACUGCAGCAAAUCUUCAUUGAACUGACGCUGAAAGCUGAACAGGAGGAAUAUGUGCAGGAAGGGAUCCACUGGAACCCCAUUGAGUAUUUCAACAAUAAAGUCGUGUGUGACCUGAUAGAGAACAAAGUGAACCCACCGGGGGUGAUGAGUAUCCUGGACGAUGUGUGUGCCACCAUGCAUGCCAAGGGAGAGGGUGCCGACCAGACGCUCCUGCAGAAACUCCAGUCGGCCAUCGGUAGCCACGAGCAUUUCAACAGCUGGAACAAGGGCUUCAUUAUUCACCAUUAUGCUGGAAAGGUGUCGUACGACGUCAAUGGAUUUUGUGAGCGGAACCGGGAUGUUUUGUUCACUGACCUGAUUGAGCUGAUGCAGAGCAGUGAAAUACCGUUCAUCAGGGAACGAUUCCCAGAAAAUCUCAAUGCGGAGAAGAAAGGGCGUCCAAGUACGGCAGGCACCAAGAUCAAGAAACAAGCGAACGAUUUAGUACAGACCCUGAUGAAGUGCACCCCUCAUUACAUUCGAUGUAUAAAGCCCAAUGAGACCAAGAAACCACGGGACUGGGAGGACAGCAGGGCGAAACAUCAGGUGGAAUAUUUGGGGCUCCGAGAGAACAUCCGUGUUCGACGUGCCGGUUACGCAUACCGCCGAGUGUUCCAGAAGUUCCUGCACAGGUACGCAAUCUUGACCCGUGAGACGUGGCCGCGAUGGAGCGGUGAUGAGAAGAAGGGCGUCAUACAUCUGCUGCGCUCAGUGAAUAUGGACUCCGAUCAGUAUCAGCUGGGAAGGACCAAAGUGUUUAUUAAAGCCCCAGAGUCGCUCUUCUUGUUGGAGGAGAUGCGAGAACGAAAGUAUGACAACUACGCCCGCGUUAUUCAGAAAGCCUGGCGCAAGCACACGGCUGUGCGCAAGUAUAUUCGCAUGCGGGAGGAAGCCUCCAGCAUUGUCCUGAACCAGAAGGAAAGGAGGAGGAACAGCAUCAACCGCAACUUUGUAGGUGAUUACAUUGGCAUGGACAGUCGGCCCGAACUCCGACAGUUUGUGGGGCGCAGGGAGAGGAUCGACUUUGCAGACAUUGUGACCAAAUACGACCGUAGAUUCAAGACACUCAAACGUGACAUGGUCCUGACACCAAAGUUCCUGUAUCUGAUUGGUCGGGAGAAGGUGAAACAGGGACCAGAAAAGGGUCUAAUUAAGGAGGUUCUGAAGAGGAAGAUUGAGGUGGAGAACAUUCAGUCUGUAUCAAUGAGUAAGUUGCAAGACGACUUCAUCAUCCUCCACGAGGCCCAGUACGACAGCGUCCUGGAGACCAUGUUUAAGACGGAGUUUCUCAGCCUCCUGUACAAACGCUACGAGGAGAAGAAACAGAAGAAACUGCCCAUAAAAUUCAGCAACCAGCUGGAAUUCAAGGUGAAGAAGGAAGGCUGGGCACCAUGGGGAGCGGCGGGAACACGACAGAUCCAGUUCCAGAAUGGAAUAGGGGACAUGGCGCUGACCAAGAUCAAUGGGAAGGUUCUGGUUAUCAGUAUUGGGCAGGGGUUGCCCCCCAACUCACGACCCACUCGUAAGGAUAACCGCAAGAGCCAAUAUCUGAGCAGCACACCGGCCGGGAACCAAAGGGCAAAUGGAGGCAAUAAGAAGAGCUCGCGGCCACCCAUGUUGCAAAGAAUGUCAUUCACAUCACGACAGCUAAGUGUGGAGCAACCAACCUUACCGAGACAAGGUGCCAGUCCCCGUGCCAAGGCUCCUCCCACGCCGGUCAACCUGGACUUCAUGAAUGUUCCAGAUCAGGGCACAGCGGGAAUCCUUAGGAGGCGCUCCAAGGAAGUCAAGCCUGUCCCUGGAGGUGGAAGGUCCAAGCCCGCCCCAAAGCCCAAGCCACAGCCUGCCCUGCCCCUCUGCCGGGCACUCUAUGCUUAUGAUGCACAGGACACCGAUGAGCUCAGCUUCAAUGCCAACGAUCAGCUGGAGAUUGUCAGGGAAGACCCAUCGGGCUGGUGGCAGGGGCGGAUCCGAGGCAGAGAAGGACUGUUUCCAGGCAAUUACGUGGAGAAGAUCUGACCGCACCACUGCCCCAUGUUCUGAUCCUCUACUGGGGGGCUCAUCUGGUGUAUAACCAACCCAUCCUGAUAAGGAAGGACCACCGGCUCCAAGCAGAUCCGGAUUUGUUUAUAGAAAUCGAACAACUUUUUUAAUUUUUGUUUUUUAAAGAAAUCUAUUUUUUAAAAAAUACAUAAAGUAUGAGCCAUUGUAAUGCUGGUGCCAAGUCUAUACACCUCCGGCCGGAACAGGAGCUUGAGGGACAGAUGGACUAUGUAGCCACUGACCCCCAGUGUAUUUACUUGCUGGAGGCAGAAACAUUUCAUGGACUUUGGGACACCGAGAAAGUUCUUAUAUUUACCCCUCAUAUAAUAUUCCCCCCACGGCAGCCUAUCAUUAUUAUUCUACGAUGAUCCUUUCCAUCUUGUACCCACUAAAUAAACCAAAUUGUGCCUU
Xenopus laevis (African clawed frog) is the source of this 3847-nucleotide messenger RNA. It is a transcript of the gene myo1e.2.L, whose product is annotated as myosin IE, gene 2 L homeolog. The record is from RefSeq and is marked provisional. Gene Ontology annotation, biological process: endocytosis; actin filament organization. Gene Ontology annotation, molecular function: actin filament binding; microfilament motor activity; ATP binding. Gene Ontology annotation, cellular component: myosin complex; cytoplasm; actin cytoskeleton. NCBI's taxonomy places the organism in Eukaryota, Metazoa, Chordata, Amphibia, Anura, Pipidae.